AUGAAUUACGGCCAUACAAUUUUGUAUAGUUUAUCAAGUAAAUGGGAAAUACCAAAAGGACCAACCAUAAAUGAAGAUGACUAUCGAUUUCAUCGGCUGCUAAAAUUAGGUCUUGUUGAUAAGAUAUUUUCAUUAGCAUCAGAUGGAGCCUCGGUUAUGAUGAGAAAUAAAUCAGAUGUAGCUACCAGAUUAUCUCAAGAAACAAGCAUCUGGUUGUGA
This is a messenger RNA of Entrophospora sp. SA101, 219 nucleotides long. Lineage: Eukaryota; Fungi; Glomeromycota; Glomeromycetes; Entrophosporales; Entrophosporaceae. The record is from the annotation of a GenBank genome assembly.